AUGUUACUGGCAGGGUUCCAGCGAUCCCGUGACCUGGAAGGGCGGCGAGAAGAGUACCACUCCCUGGUGGUCUGCCCUCGAAACAGCAAGAACAAGUGGAAGAAGAAGAAGGCAGAGACGAGCAGGAAACCCACAACGCAGGUGUCGGCGAUGAAGGCAAAGCCCUGGCCCAGUCCAUCUCCCCCCAGAAACACCCCCUUGAUGCUGGGGCUGACUUUCAAGAAGAGAAAAGCGUUCCAGCAGAUGUUUCCCAGCAUGAAGUACUGGCCCAGCAGGUGCAGCGCCUUCCACCAGGUGGACCACGCCGCCUUCUGCUGCUCCGCGUCCAGCGGAGCCUCCACCAGCACCAGCAGAGAGAUGCAACUUCAGCAGCAUCUGCAGGAGCUGAAGGAGAGAGAGCGCAGAGCACAGGAGCACAACAUGCAGCUUCUCCUGCAGUUUGAGAGAGCCCAGGAGACACUGAAGGAGAUGCUGUCCUGCAAUGCUGCCAUGAAAACUAUACGGAUGGAGUACGAGCGGUACCUGGAGGAAAACCUCCACCGCUGGCAGCAGCAGCUUCAGGAGAAAAUUGAGGCCUCUCACAAAAAGAGAAUGGAAGAUAGUUUGAAGUUUUAUCUACAGCACAGUAAAAAUCAAGUCUCAACAGCAACAGUUGAUGAGGCUCUGAUUUCACAAGAUCCUUCCAGAAAGGCUCCAAAAGUUGAUGCUUCUCAAACGUUUCCCACCAAAGGAAGUGCUGCUUAUAGCCGAGAUCGCUCCUCUUGUUAUCCCCAUCAGGAGUCUUCCUGGUUAACCCGAGCAGGCAUGCCUCCAGGGCUCCUCCAAACACCUUUUCAAUCCCAGAGUCCCUCACCUUUCCCUCCACCCAACUUCCCAUAUCCUCACCCACAUCUGCUGCAACACCUCACCUCCCCAUUCGAUCACCAUCAGCUGUGGGUGAGGUCUGAAGCUGCAGGCUGCCCUCCUGGCGGUCACCCCUGCUCUGAUGGGAUCGCUGUGGGAUCUGCAGGCCAGCUCCACACUGAGGAACCGCCAGCGUCGAGUGCUUCUCAAAUUAAAGAGCGAGAAAACGAGACGAGCGCAGUAAAUUCAAAGAGAGUGAGAGGAGGUGGAGGCGGAAGGUGUUUGUCCUCCGAGCUCGACAUUAAACCAGUCCGUCUCUCUAGCGGACAUGUGGAAAGCAGUGAGAGUGGCAGAGAUUCCAGUUUGACCAGCAGAGAAAAGAAGAAAAGAGAGAAGAAAGGAAGAACAGAGGCUUCGUCCUCGGAGUCAGAAAGAUCUGGUUCUCAGAGGUCAUCCAGGACUUCCAGUGAGGUCGUCGCUGCCUCCUGCGCCGUCGCCCUGGACUCAGAAACAAACUGCUCCUCUGAGGAAGGAGGCACUGCCAGGAGGAGGAGGUCAGAGCGAGGCGUGGGGGUCAACACUGGGUCACCGCCGUCCGGGAAGGAGGCAGAGGAGCUUAGCAGGAGUGAGGAAGAGGAGCAGACUGAUAGCUUGAGUGAAAAAACGAGAAGUCCAGCUCAAGAUGAUAAAUCAGGGAGCUGGAGAGGAGAUGAUGAUCUAGCAAGAAGUGAAAAUAGAGGUGAUGAGGAAGUUUACAGCUCUGAGCAAAGCAUUGCAAAAGAAAAGGAUGAAGAAGAAGGAAAGAAAAUCCAAGGAUGUAGAGAUGAAGACGAGAAGGAGGUGAAAAGUGAAGAGAGUGGUGAAGUUGAGGAAGACGAUGAGGAGAGCAACGAUGAGGUUCCUCCAAAUAGGAAUCAAAAGGAGGAUAAGGACGUGGAAGAAGACGAAGACGAGUCAGAAAAACUGGAGAAUGAAGACAGAGACGACGGGGAGAAGGAGUCUGACUCCUCACAGGGUGACGAUGAGGAGGAGAGAGAAGGUAGUGAGAGGAUAGAAGAGGAAGAGGAGUCCAACGAGGAGGAAGGCCCUCUCAGGAGCGAAGAAGCAGGAGACUCUGAGGACAGCAUCAUCUGUCUGCAGGAAAACAGGUCCAAACAGAUGAAGAACAUUCCUGAGGAAGCAGCUGAAGAUGAGGAAGAGGAGAGCGACACUCAGUCCUCAAACAAUAAGUCAAAAGAACCAAGUGAUGGAGAAGAUAUUGAGGAUCUUCUGGCACCUCAAGAGCCAAUAAACAAAAAACAAAAUGCUGUAGAAACUGAGGAGAAGCCCAAAGCCACAUGUCUCAACUUGGGCAUCUUUCAAGUGACGGAGGACGGAGCGAAGACGGGCCGUAAAAGUGACUCGGAUGAGUCUGAUCACUUUUAUGACUAAAUGCGACAUGGAGAAAGAGAAGAAAGCAGCAGAUCUCAGACUCCCAGCAGGUCAGACAACACCGAAGGGGUCACUGCAUCACCACGGCGCUGCAUGCAGGUGUUCAGGAAGCCCAGGUUGAUUUAUCAGCAGCUUUCACUGUUUAGGUCAUGAAGUCUCUGCCUCUCCUUGUUUUCCAAAUGUAACGGCAGUCUGGUCCGUUUGGUGGCUUUUUAAGCUUUGCAUUCAGCCACAGUCCAGUUUGUGAAUCUCUGGUGAUUCCUUUUGCAUGUCCACCUUUUUCCUUCCACCUGACUUUCCAUGGUUUUUUUCCUUCUUGAGCUGAAAAAAUACUUUCUAACCACCAAACGAAAACAAUAAAAAACAAACUCAUAAAUGA
Messenger RNA from Poeciliopsis prolifica (blackstripe livebearer), 2653 nucleotides. Its product is annotated as nucleoprotein TPR-like. The transcript is spliced from 12 exons. The record is from RefSeq and is a predicted model, not a curated record. Bases 1 to 2274 code for a protein of 757 amino acids. NCBI's taxonomy places the organism in Eukaryota, Metazoa, Chordata, Actinopteri, Cyprinodontiformes, Poeciliidae.